This is a messenger RNA of Limulus polyphemus (Atlantic horseshoe crab), 1495 nucleotides long. Its product is annotated as serine/arginine-rich splicing factor 7-like. Gene Ontology annotation, cellular component: nuclear speck. The record is from RefSeq and is a predicted model, not a curated record. Gene Ontology annotation, biological process: mRNA splicing, via spliceosome. Bases 101 to 658 code for a protein of 185 amino acids. The transcript is spliced from 5 exons. Gene Ontology annotation, molecular function: zinc ion binding; RNA binding. NCBI's taxonomy places the organism in Eukaryota, Metazoa, Arthropoda, Merostomata, Xiphosura, Limulidae.
UGGACAAGGAAGGCGUAGAGGUUGUACAAAGAAAGCCGUUGGUGAUAAGGCCUUUUGGUACUGGUAGAAGUCACUAGAACAAGAGGUUUGCGGUGAGACCAUGUCAGGAAGGUACAGGGAUAGUGGCCCUUUGGAUUGUAAGGUCUAUGUUGGUGAUCUUGGAAAUAAUGGUACGAAACAUGAAUUAGAAGAAGCUUUUGGUUAUUAUGGUCCAUUGCGAAAUGUAUGGGUAGCAAGAAACCCUGCUGGAUUUGCUUUUGUAGAAUUUGAAGAUCCGAGAGAUGCAAGAGAUGCUGUUCGAGCCUUGGAUGGAAGAUCACUUUGUGGACGACGUGUAAGAGUAGAGAUGUCUAGUGGUAAGUCCAGGCACACCCAGUAUAGGGGACCACCAUCAAGACCUUUCAAUCCUGAGGAUCGUUGCUAUGAUUGUGGAGAAAGAGGACAUUAUGCUAGAGAUUGUCGUAAAGUGAGCAGGCGAUACAGGUCCAGGUCUAGGUCACAUCGAUCACGUACUCGAAGCCGCUCACGUGGCCGUUCUGCUAGCCGCAGUCUAUCUAGGUCUCGCAGCAGGAGCCCAGUGGCCAAGGCCAGUAGAAGUCGUAGUGGUAGCAGAGAACGUAGUGUGUCUCGAAGCAGAUCUGGCUCACGCAGCCGGUGAGUCCAUAGUGAACCGUGGAUCACAGGUCAAACAGGGGUAAAAAGAAAGAGCCAUCAGACAGAUCAGCUUCCAAAUCCCCUGUCAAUGACAGUUCUGACAAGUAGUUUGACGUUUGCAUCAGCCUUUUAACUUUUCACAUUCACCUGACUCAACAUAGAAAAUCUAGGUUUGUGGUUACUCUUACGAUUUAAUAGUGGCAUUUCAAUGACAUAAUUCUGAUAAGUAAUUUUAACUUAGUAAUUGGCUGAACAUCACAAAGAAAUUACAUGCUUUAUUCAACAUUAACUUUUUUUUUUAAUCACCAACCUAUGUUUUCUGUGUUUUUGUGUUUUAUGUCAUAGUUUGUGUCUUCUGUUUCAUUCUAACAUGUGGAGAAUUAUCUGGUAAGUAAAUGGAUAAUAACUGCUUAAUAUCAUUUGUUCAUUGUAAGUUUAUAAAAAGAAGUUAAUUUGGAUCUCAGAUGUAUUUUGAAAAUUAAAAUUAAAUUGAAUUUUGUUUUGUUUUGCAUAAAUAAAAGAAUGGAAUAACAAAUAAUUGUACUUCUGACAUUAUAAAUUUGACUGUUUGUGUAAGGAAGAUGCAUUCAUUGUGUGCAGAGUCAUGUCACAUUUGCUUUUGAAGUUCAGAAUUUGUGGUAUAAGAACAACCUAAAAAUAAAUGUUGCAUGUAGCCUAGUAUCUCUAUACUUGCUUUACAUUUGUAUUCAUAAUGUCAGUAAGAUAAUACAUUCAGCUUUAUUACUUGUCAAAUCAGACAAAAUCAUUUUUUCUCGCAACUCACUAUGUAUCAUUUGUUUUGGUGUACUCUGAAUCCAAAUAAAUUUGUUUUUGUAAGAAA